Messenger RNA from Perkinsus marinus ATCC 50983, 1020 nucleotides. RefSeq lists its product as hypothetical. Lineage: Eukaryota; Perkinsozoa; Perkinsida; Perkinsidae. The transcript has 8 exons. The record is from RefSeq and is a predicted model, not a curated record. The annotation marks the transcript as partial.
AUGCGUAAGGCUGCUGUUGCCACUGGGGGGAGGGUCGCUAAUGCAGCCAUUCUCAGGACUAAGUAUAACCUAUUGCCGCCUCCCCAGGCUGCGAAUUUCCCUAAUCGGCCGACCAGGAACUACCUGCAGAUCAUGGUCAUCAAGAUCAUCACUAGACUCUGCCUGGUGUCGGACAGAGCGUUGAGCCAGAGUAUGUGUAUGCGGUAUAAGGAUGUGGUGUUGAAUAAGACUGAGAACUUCCAUCCAACAGCGACCAUCACAGAGGCAGCAGCAGCAACUGCCGCUAUACCUCCUUCCGGGCGAGGUGCCGCGAGCCCCUACGACUAUCCUCCUGGAUACGGCCCUAAUGCGGCCCCUAAUGUUGUUACGCUCUUCCUCUCACUGGAGUAUGCCGCCGUGCUCGACAUGUGUACGUGUAUGGUCACUCGAUUACCCCAAGGCGAGGCUGCGGUUAAGCAGUUCGUACAGAAGUUGGAGCAUCAUCACAACCCUUGGUUCAACGUAGCCAAUAUGCACGACCAUCUGCGGAAGAUCCUCAAAGCGGUCCGUCAGAGUGCCAUUUCGGGGACCUUGCAGACAUCGGCUGAGGACGAGGCGUCAGAGGGGGUGCUCUUGGUGGCGCCCGCCCUCAUGCGUAUACUAUCGGCCUGUGCUGAUGUCGGCGAGGGCGCUGUCACAUCGUGGCAAGGUGGAGCCACUCUGGUUGAAGUCUUGACUGGUGCACCUCCUUAUUCUGUACUGGCUCGUAAUGAGGUAACGAUCGCUUGCCUCACCGGGUUGGCCUAUGCUAGACCUAGAGGAGUGGACACUGCCGCCCAUGCUAGAGCGGUACUCCAAGCUAUCAUACAGCGGACGACUUUGCUCAACUCCUUGCCUUCACCGGACAAUGGGGAGUCGCCAUCAGAGGUUUCAGCGGCUCUCGUCAGGCUCAUCACGUCACUCUUCCAACGCCUACCGGAGUCUCAACGAUGGUCUCCUGGGCAGCAAGCGGAGGCGUGGGUGAAAGUCUCGGACCAUGUG